Molecule: messenger RNA, 1017 nt
Organism: Ziziphus jujuba (common jujube)
Lineage: Eukaryota; Viridiplantae; Streptophyta; Magnoliopsida; Rosales; Rhamnaceae
Exons: 1
Coding region: 1-1017 (338 amino acids)
Source: RefSeq, a predicted model, not a curated record
AUGGAGACGUAUAAUGAGCACACAACAGAGGGCAAUUCAGAGAUAGAAAGAGAUUUAGAGCAUAGCCAUGGCAAAACAUGGAGUGUCAAAAUGGAAGAAUUGAUCAAGGCCAAGGAACAACUCAAGAAAGCUAAAGACAGCACCAUGCAGUCAUGGCUAGACUCCAAACCUCUCAUCGAUGAACUCGAAAGGUUGAAGUCCAGCUUCGCAGCUGCUGAAAACCGACGUACUAAGUCGGUUACUGUCAUCUCGGAGCUAGAAUCACAGCUUGAAAGUAUCAACAAGAGCAUCAGAUCCAAAAAGGAUGAAGAGCUCAGAGCCACGGAGAUGAUCAAUGACAGAAAUCAGGCACUGGAUCAAAUUCGCGAAGAGAUGGAAAGGAUGAAGCAGGAUGAAGAGGAUGAACGACAAUCAAGAAUAAAAUUGAAGCAAACUCUGAGGAUAAAAAGACAUACUCUUAGGUCUUUGCAACUAGCACUCCGUGCUGUACGAAUGGAAACUGAAGCUUAUAGUGCAUCUGCAGCAGAAGCACUUCGGUACAUAAAAUGUAUAGAAAUGGAAAAUACCAAUGUCCAACUCACUCGGGAAGACUACCGUGCCUUGUCGAAAAAAGCCGAAGAUGAAAAUUCCCUUGCAGCUUGGCGUAUUUCGGUUUCCAUGGAGCAGAAGCUUGCAGCUGAGGCAACCCGAGACAUAGCUUUGGCGAAACUGAAAGAACUACAGUCUGGAAAGAGAACGAGGGGAAGGGAACUUAGAAAAGGAAAAGAAAUCGGAAAAGGAGACGAAGAAGGUACUAGCACUAGAGUGGAAGUGGAAGCACAAGUUGAUAACAUCGGGGAGGUUACAAGUCCUAAAGUUGCAGCCAAAUCAACAGCUCGGGCCAGUCAGGCGAAACCACGACCAAAGAAGAGAAGAUCAAAAAGAAAUAAAAAUAAAAAAAUGGUUGCAAAAAAGAAACUGUCAAUUUUCAGUAAACUAAGACUCUGUCUUUUAAAUGUAAGGAAAUUGUUUCAGUGA